This is a messenger RNA of Asterias rubens (European starfish), 3633 nucleotides long. Its product is annotated as coiled-coil domain-containing protein 191-like. The transcript is spliced from 17 exons. Bases 153 to 3089 code for a protein of 978 amino acids. Gene Ontology annotation, molecular function: phosphatase binding. The record is from RefSeq and is a predicted model, not a curated record. NCBI's taxonomy places the organism in Eukaryota, Metazoa, Echinodermata, Asteroidea, Forcipulatida, Asteriidae.
CUUCACAACGAACGCUUUUGACUUUCCAGUAUGCCGGCUAAAUCAAUCGUUUUAAUAAGAUUUUUAGAUCAUUAAGUUUGAUGCAUGUACGUUUAUCACUAUCUGAUGGUUAAGUAGAAGUUGUAGGCACAUUUUUGUUUGAUUUCUUUGAGAUGGCGAGUCGAAAUCCAGACUUAUAUCGCUGGAAAAGGUGGUCGAAAGAAACUCCAUCAUCAACCAGCACAUCAACACAUUUGAACACAAGCAAGAAGAAAAGUCAAAGGCCUGCAACUGACGAUAUUCAGGGUUGGAUAAAGAAAGUGGAAAAAGCAUCGGACCGAGCAGCUGCAUUGACCUUUGGCCCUAGACCCAGUCACCAUGGUGAUUAUUCAGCAGCCAAUGGGUACAGAGGAGCUGCCGCAACUUUAGAGGCUGUACAUGAUCACGAUGAAGCGCACUCUGAAGCUCAAGAUCUUUUAAACCAGUGGAUGGCACAGAAGUGUGGUUUAGAUGAUGACGGUGAGGAUGAUUUGAAGUACUUUGAAGAUGACGACAUUCAAGACUAUGUGGCCUCCAAGGAAGCCGAGAAGUCGGACUUGAGAAGCCAGUGGAAUGACAUGCUGGCGGAGAACGAUCCAGUGGCUAUGGACCCGUACAGCCAAGUCACUUCAGAAGAACUUUUUCAUGAGAUAGAAACACGUGAUGAUAGUCUAGCCGUCCAAAGCAUCAUAGAUGGUCUCUUGAAGAAAGACAUUGUCAAGACAAAAUUCAAGAAGGAUCUUGGCCUGGAAGGAGAAACAGUGAAGAAGCGAGACCCAAGAACUACGAUGGCAGCAAGACAGCUAAAGGUAAAAGAAAACCGAGAGAAACGACAGCAGACAAGAGAGUCCAAGCUGAGGCAGCAGCAACAACACAAGGAUGCCCAGUCUCAGGCUCAUCAGAUAGUCAUGAAAGAGGAGCGCACUAAGGAGAUGCAGAGGCAACGAGAGGAGGCCCUCGUGCAGCAGGAGAUGGCCAGGUUGCGUAAGGAGAUGCAAGAACAGAGACUUCAGGAGGAGGCGGCGAGACAGAGAGAAAGAGAACGAGAGGCGAGACAGAAGGAGGAUCAGAGAAAAGAAGAGGCUAAGAGACGCCAAGAGGAAUUACAGAGUAGGUUGGAAGCAGACUCAAUGAUUGAGGAUGAAAGGAGAGAGAUGAGGAAACGAUUGGAAGAGCUACGAGCAGUCAAAGCAGCCCAAGAUCUUAAGUGUCUUCAAAGGCAUUUCCAUGCCUGGUACCAGACAGUCAUGACUAAGCGGUUAGCUCUAGGGAAGGCUAGGGCUGUAUGUGACUGGAGGACACUGCUGAGAGCAUGGAAUGCCUGGCGAGCUUUCGUCAGGGCGAGUCAGGCCGACAGGGAAACCAGAGAGAUUGAGCAGAGUUUUAAAGACGUUCAUAGGAAAAAUCAAAUGGCGAUAGUUCACAACCGCAAACGUAUCUUGAAGAAAUACUUGUUGGAUUGGAAACUAUGGUUACAAAACGAGCACCUCAGCAAAGACCUGGAGCAGCAACAGAAUAAAACAAAAUCCAAGAUGGCUGCCUUUUUGGAGGCAGCCGCUUCUGGAAAGCUUUGGACCAAUAGAGAAGAAGAAGAAGAAGCAUAUAGGGACAAGAGUGGAAGAAAGGAGACUUCUGAUAGGCCGGACUCAGUUGCCCAGAAAGUGGAUGACAUAUUUGGAGUCCAGAGACAACCCAGUGGGAAUAUUACCUCUGGUGGAAGCUCCGCCCGCAGUGACACUUCCAGCGUCUCUAGCACUCCAAAGAGCAAGCGCCACCACACCUCAGCAGGCCCUACAAAGCCAAAACACGCCUGGCAAGUCACCCGUAAACAUGUCAACUUGCCUAUCGAGGAAAUGCUGACAGUCGGUGACGAAGACGCGGAGCAGCCCAACCGCAAUCAGAACAAUGCUAUCUCAGACAAGGAUUCGGAGAGCGGAGUAAACAGCGCCACUGGUGGUAAACGCAAUAUCAACUACAAAACGAAUUCGUUCGAGCAUCGCUACGCUGCUCAGCAACGCAUUCUGCACGAGCAGCAGUAUCAGUUGAGAGAGCAGAAACGCUUGAUCGAAGAUCUGCAGACGGCGCAACGGCAGCAGUUACUUAAGAUGCAGAUUGGAGUACCAGCUAAAGAUGGUUCCCUUGAGGUGGUGGACAUUCCAGACAGUCUACUCAGCACAGAGAGAACGCAGCCAGAGGUCGACACCCCAUCAUCAACUGCUCGUUCAGAUCAUAGUGAUUCAAGUUCAGUCAGUGAUCAAUCCAAGAACAAGCAAACCUCAAGGCCUCAACUCCUUAAAGGAAUGAAAGAAAGAGAAGAAUCGAGGUUGAAGAUGAAGGCAGAGAGAGAAGAGAGACAUCGCAAGAAGGAACAAGAAAAACUGGCUGAGAUCAAAGCCAAGGAAGAGAAGCAAAGAGAGGAAGAUGAAGCAGAGAAGAGAGCCAAGAUUGAAAAGAGAAAAGAAGAGAAAAGACUUAUCAAGCAGAGAGAGUUUGAGAAGCAAGAACGCUUAGCACUCUUGAAUCAACAGACCGUCAGGGCUGACGAGCAUUACAGACGAUCUCUGCUUCAGAAUAAAGGGCUGAAUCCAUGGCUGAGAUUAGUCAAGUCUGCCAGACAAAACAUGCAGGUUUCUGAGGAUCAUCACAGCACUGUUUUGCUGAGGAAGUGUAUGUUUCCAUGGAGACAACAUGCAGAAGAGGUGAUGCAGGAGAAGUUUAUGAUGGCAUCGAAGCAAUAUGAGCUCAUCCUCAUUCGAGGUGCAAUGAACAGUUGGAAGAGGUAUGGACAUCUUCAAUCCCUCCAGCUACAGAAGGCUCGUCGGCACUAUAUACACAACCUGAAGAUGAGAGUCUUGCAGGCCUGGCAGGAACAUAUCACCAAUGAGAAACUUAGAAUGUGGAAGAAUGAGGAAGUAGCAGAAGAGCACAAUGAAACACGCAUUUUGAAACCUGCCUUUGUGGGUUGGCGACAGUACCCGAAGAUGCUGAAAGCAGAGCGGCUUCGCGAGAAACGCCUUGAAGACAUCCGGAAAAAAGUGUCCUCAAUUCUGCCGGACUUUGGUGUCAGCUAGAAAUAAAAAAAUUAAAGGAUGCUAAAAGGAGACUAUGCUACACCCUCCCCCAACCCUUAAUGAUGGGUCACAUGGAAAUGCCUUACCAGCUUUGCCUUUUUCUGAUGCCUUAAAACAACAAAUUCUCAAACACAGGUACCCCUUUCCUUCUUUGCAGGUGACAACGAGUGAAAUGCAUACUUGCCAACUGUUCAGAUUUUAUUGGAAUCGCCAAGAUUUUUGCGAUAACAAGCCGCAACAAAUCAGAACAUUCCUAUUUUUUGACCGUGACCCUAAUGUACAAGAUCGUAAAGUUCUGGCAAAAGAGGGCGCCAUUUGUUUUGGACUGUAGAGAUUUUCUAACGAGAUGUACAAUGUUUUACUGUACAUAAUUUGUUUGUGCACAUGAUGCCUAAUACUGGUAAGCUUUAUUUACACAACCUCUUAUGUUGCUGUCGCUGUACACUAAACUUGUAAAACCUGUGUUCCUAUAGAUGAUGUGACCUGUGACCUGUGACGUCAUAUGUUUACAAAAGAGCCAUAGAGCAUGGACUUCCUGCAGGCA